AUGUAUACGAGAUUAUUAUUUGUAUUUAUUAUUUUUGCCUUAUAUAAUGUUAGUUGGAUAAAUGCAGAAAUAUCAAGGAAACCAACAAACUGUUCAGCAAUUUUGGGACUUUUAUAUCCAAAAGGUGACAAACUCAAGUCUGAUCGAGAAUUUUUUUGUUCACCGCAUCACGGUCUUUGUUAUAUUCACUUUUUUCGAAAUGCUACACAUUGGGAAGCUAAAGAAUUGUGUCGGUCAGUUGGUGGUCAUAUAGCCAGGAUGUAUUCUGAUGAAGAAAGUUUAUUUCUUACUGCAAAGGUUAAAGCAAAUUUCCACUUGCCUGGAAUAAAAACAAUUCGUGGGGAUGAUUAUAUUUUUCCAAGGAAUAUGCCAACCUAUGCACGUUGGGUUUGUCGAAGAGAAAAUAUACCUGGCGAAUGUAUUGGAAGUGUUACAAGAAGAGCAUUAUGGAAACCGAUUGACUGUAAUACUGAACUCACUGUGUUAUGUGGAUUUGAUUAG
This is a messenger RNA of Trichobilharzia regenti, 501 nucleotides long. Lineage: Eukaryota; Metazoa; Platyhelminthes; Trematoda; Strigeidida; Schistosomatidae. The record is from the annotation of a GenBank genome assembly.